This is a messenger RNA of Chanos chanos (milkfish), 3653 nucleotides long. It is a transcript of the gene adcy7, whose product is annotated as adenylate cyclase 7. The record is from RefSeq and is a predicted model, not a curated record. Gene Ontology annotation, biological process: intracellular signal transduction; cAMP biosynthetic process; adenylate cyclase-inhibiting G protein-coupled receptor signaling pathway. Lineage: Eukaryota; Metazoa; Chordata; Actinopteri; Gonorynchiformes; Chanidae. Gene Ontology annotation, cellular component: plasma membrane. Gene Ontology annotation, molecular function: adenylate cyclase activity. The transcript is spliced from 26 exons. Bases 1 to 3324 code for a protein of 1107 amino acids.
AUGCCUGCCAAAGGAAAGUACCUGCUAAAUGAACGGGAGCAGAGACUAGAGGCACUCUACCGGAAGUUUUCCUGCAUCAGUCAGUACCAGCCACUGGUUCUGCUCCUGGGUCUCUCCACUCUGACCUGUGCCAGCUUCCUCAUCAUCUUUUUUUCUCUACAACUGAGAGCUGAGGACCACAGCGUGUUUGUGGGUGUGGUGAGUGGCAGUCUGUGUUUGUUUCUGGCCGUGUUUGUACUGGUGUGUACGGAGACUCUGCCCCAGCGCUGGAGAACCCUGCUGGGAGUUGCAGUUUGGGUCACACACCUUACCAUGGGCUUCACCUUCAUCUUCUGCGGAGGACAAAUCCAAGCUUGGGACCAGGUGCCAUUCUUUCUUUUCAUCAUUAUCAGUGUUUUCACCAUGCUGCCGUUUCGGAUGUCCUAUGCAGUCAUUCUCAGUGUGGUUACCUCCCUCUCACAUAUCAUCACCUUAACACUUUACCUCACUGUCAUAAGCCACGUCCGGAGACCCCACCUGGCCAGUCAGUUGCUGUCCAAUGUGGUGGUAUUCUUAUGUGGCAGUGUGGUGGGGGCCUUCCAUAAAGUACUGAUGGAGCGAGCUCUACGGCAAAGCUUCCAAGACACGCUGAGCUGCAUGGGCAUCCGCAUGAAACUGGAGAUUGAGAAGAGACAACAGGAGAACCUGUUGCAGUCAGUGCUGCCUGUCUACAUUUCCAUGAAGAUGAAGUUGGCCAUCUUGGAACGGCUGCAGGAGUGCAAAGACAAGGCAGACCAACAGAGGCUGGUCAAAGACAACAACUUCCACAGCCUCUACGUCAAGAGACACGAGAACGUCAGCAUACUGUACGCCGACAUUGUCGGCUUCACCCGACUGGCUAGCGAUUGCUCGCCCAAAGAGCUGGUGAUUAUGCUUAACGAGCUCUUCGGAAAAUUCGACCAGAUCGCCAAAGAAAAUGAAUGUAUGAGGAUUAAGAUCCUGGGGGACUGUUACUACUGUGUGUCUGGCUUGCCUGUCUCAUUACCCAAACAUGCGAAGAACUGUGUGAAGAUGGGCCUGGACAUGUGUGAGGCUAUUAAACAGGUUCGCGAGGCGACAGGCGUAGACAUCAACAUGAGAGUCGGUGUGCACUCCGGGAAUGUCCUCUGUGGUGUGAUUGGCCUCCGCAAGUGGCAAUUUGAUGUGUGGUCACAUGACGUCACCUUAGCCAAUCACAUGGAAUCUGGAGGUGUGCCGGGGCGUGUCCAUAUAACGGAGGCCACUCUGAAACACCUCAAUAAAGCCUAUGAGGUGGAGGAGGGCAACGGUCAUUUGAGAGACAACUACCUGAAAGAGCUCAAUAUCAAAACAUACCUGGUCAUCGACCCAAGGUCAAAGGAUCAGUCUGUGAGUGGCCGUACUGUUCCUAAGCCUCGCGUCAAUGAUGGUUUGAAGAUGAGAGCGUCUGUGCGGAUGACACGUUAUCUGGAGUCUUGGGGUGCGGUGAAACCCUUUGCUCACCUGCAGAGCAGAGAGGGCUUCUCUACAGAGCCCAUGGUUAACGGCAAAACACGCCCCAAGGACAUUCCUCUUCGAACGACUCAGUGCCCUAAGAUCACAGAGAGUUUUGAUGAGUCUCUGGAGGAGCCCUUCUCCUUGCCUGCCCCUCCAUUCAGCACCUAUAAGACAAAGUCUCAGAAGAGUAAACUUGAUGAGGAGGUACAUAAUGAGAUGGUGACUACCAUUGACGAACUGAGCUCUAGCAAGCAGUGGGUGACAUCUGAGGAGAUCCAGAGUCUGACUCUGUGGUUCACUAAGAGUGAGCUAGAGAAACAGUACAGAUUCACAGACCUGCCUGGCUUUAAAUUCUACAUUGGCUGUGCCACUUUCAUAUUCUUCUGUAUCUUUGUAAUUCAGAUGUUGGUGACCAAAGAGCCUAUAAAGCUGGGUGUGGCUUUUGCAGCGUUGGCGUGUAUCCUCCUGUUAACUCUAGGCAUCUGUUUUUCGGGUCACCUACAGAGAUUGUUCCCAGAGAAGCUAGCUUCUUGUCAGUGGUUACCAGCUGUUUCAGAGGCAGUGGUAAAGAGGCCUUGUGUACGCCUCCCCUUGGCAACGGUUGCCACGGCGGUCAUCGUAAUCAUUGCUGUCUUUAACCUGGGUUUUACCCAACCUCCCUUCACAUGUGGGCCCGACACCUAUAACAACCACUCAUGGCACAAUGAGGACGAACUCUUCUACCUGACGUAUUCAGUGUACAGUUGUAUCUUGGCAUUGAUCGCAUGUGGGGUAUUUCUAAGAGUGAGUUUUGAGGUGAAGAUGGCCUUUCUUCUCCUGGCCUCCACUGCUUAUUACAUCAUCAUCUUCUACUCCCAAAAACAUCUCUUCAGCAGCUAUGGCUGCGUGCUUUACAAUUUCACCAGAUGUUGUGCGACUAACACCUCUCUGGCGACACUGAAGGAGGCAGGACUCUUUAAACAUCCACAGUGUAUGAGCUGUGUCUACAUUACUCUGUUCCUCUUCACCAUGCUCCUCAUCUCACGUCAGAACGAGUACUGCUGGCGGCAGGACUUUUGGCUGAAGAAUAAGAACCAGACGGAACAGGACGAGAUCGAGACGCGAGAGAACCUGAACCGGCUCCUGCUGGAGAACGUGCUGCCGGCCCACGUGGCCACGCUCUUUGUCGGAGAGAAUAAGAAGAACGAGGAUUUGUAUUACAAAUCAUAUGACUGCGUUUGUGUGAUGUUUGCUUCUGUUCCGGACUUCAAAGAGUUCUACACAGAAUGCGACAUCAAUAAAGAGGGUCUAGAGUGCUUAAGGCUCCUCAACGAAAUCAUCGCCGACUUUGACGAGCUGCUGUCAAAGCCCAAAUUCAGUGGAGUGGAGAAGAUUAAGACCAUUGGAAGUACAUACAUGGCUGCAGCUGGGCUCAGUGGAACACCAGGACAGGAGAAUAACCAGGACCGGGAAAGGCAGCAGGCUCAAAUUGGAAUCAUGGUUGAGUUCGCUAUCGCACUGAUCGGAAAACUGGACGGAAUAAACAGACAUUCUUUCAACAACUUCCGGCUACGUGUGGGCAUUAACCAUGGCCCAGUGAUAGCUGGAGUAAUUGGGGCGAGGAAGCCUCAGUAUGACAUCUGGGGGAACACAGUCAAUGUAGCCAGCAGGAUGGAGAGCACAGGAGAGCUUGGUAAAAUACAGGUGACGGAGGAGACGGCGGACGUCCUGCAGAAGCUGGGUUAUUCGUGUGAGUGUCGGGGGCUGAUAAAUGUGAAGGGUAAAGGCGAGUUGAGGACCUUCUUUGUGUGCACGGAUAUGACUAAACAGCAAGGAAUAGGUCUGAGCUGAGACGCCACCCGGACUCCUCAGCAUUGGACUUCUCCUGGACCACCAACGCAUCCAACAUCAACAAGCUGCUCGAACAGCACGCGACACACCUGACCUAUGAAUGAUCAUCUGACUCUGCUUCUGUUGGGGGAAAAUCGGAUUUGAGAAAACCACGGAAGUUCCAGACUCCAGCGCAGAGAGGACGACCACCGGUGGACCUGCGGAAAUGUUACGUUUGCACACGAGAUAAGGGCCGCCUUUUGGAUUGAAUAGCACGCGUGGAAAUAAUCGACGUGUCUUACUUUGGCGACUUAAAAAAUGGGAAUCCUAAUAUGAAGUAUGAUGUGAAG